GCUCCGGCGGCCGCGGAGUGAACGGGACCGGCCCGGCCGCAGAGCGCGGGCGGCGGCGGCGGCGGGGACGCGGCGCCUGGCGGAGUUGCGGCGGCACUGCCCGAGGGGACGUGAGGAGGUGGAUGUGGGAAGAGAUUUUUGCAGAACUGAAAUGGAGGUCAGAGCUUCAUUACAGAAGGUUACUGGGUCAUCGGAUUAUGUGGCUACACAGAACAGUGAAGAAUUUGUUUUGGUUCCUCAGCAUGCAGAUGAUACUUCUACAAAAGAUGAAGAAAAACCUGAACUGAAGAUAGUUUCUAAUGAUGAACAAUUGGAAAAAGCCAUGGAAGAGAUUUUGAGAGAUUCUGAGAAAGGGCAAGGCAGCCUUCUUGUGGAUCGUCAAAGUUCCAGUGAGAUUUCAGACCAUUCACUUGGAGGUGUUUCAGCCAGCCAAACAACUAAGCCAUCUCUUCAGUUAAUUUUGGAUCCAUCAAAUACAGAAAUUUCUACUCCCAGGCCAUCUUCUCCAAGUGGAUUGCCAGAAGAAAAUAGUGUUUUAUUUAACAAACUGACCUACUUAGGAUGUAUGAAGGUUUCUUCCCCACGUAAUGAAGUGGAGGCUUUACGGGCAAUGGCAACUAUGAAAUCUUCGAGUCAGUACCCCUUUCCUGUUACUCUGUAUGUGCCAAAUGUCCCAGAAGGUUCUGUAAGAAUCAUAGAUCAGUCCAGCAAUAUGGAGAUAGCAUCUUUUCCAAUCUAUAAGGUGCUGUUCUGUGCACGUGGACAUGAUGGGACAACAGAGAGCAAUUGCUUUGCAUUUACAGAGAGUUCCCAUGGUUCAGAAGAAUUUCAGAUACACGUUUUCACCUGUGAAAUUAAAGAGGCAGUAAGCAGAAUUUUAUAUAGUUUCUGUACAGCAUUCAAACGUUCUUCUAGACAAGUUUCUGAUGUUAAAGACUCAGUUAUUCCUACCCCCGACAAUGAUGUGUUUACCUUCAGUGUCUCCUUGGAGGUAAAAGAAGAUGAUGGAAAAGGAAACUUUAGUCCUGUGCCUAAGGACAGAGAUAAAUUUUAUUUCAAAUUGAAGCAAGGAAUAGAGAAGAAGGUAGUGAUUACAGUGCAGCAACUUUCUAACAAAGAAUUAGCUAUUGAAAGAUGUUUUGGAAUGUUAUUAAGCCCAGGUCGAAACGUGAAGAACAGUGACAUGCAUUUACUGGAUAUGGAAUCCAUGGGAAAAAGCUAUGAUGGGAGGGCUUAUGUUAUCACUGGCAUAUGGAACCCUAAUGCACCCAUAUUUCUGGCACUUAAUGAAGAAACCCCAAAAGAUAAACGAGUGUACAUGACGGUGGCAGUGGAUAUGGUGGUCACGGAGGUGGUGGAGCCUGUCCGCUUUCUCCUGGAGACAGUAGUGCGUGUAUACCCUGCAAAUGAGCGGUUCUGGUAUUUCAGCAGAAAGACUUUCACGGAGACUUUCUUCAUGAGGUUGAAACAGACUGAGGGAAAAGAUCACACCAGUGCUGGAGAUGCAAUAUAUGAGGUGGUGAGUCUACAGAGAGAGUCUGAGAAGGAGGAACCUGUCACUCCUACUAGUGGAGGGGGCCCAAUGUCACCCCAGGAGGAUGAAGCAGAAGAGGAGAGUGAUAAUGAACUCUCAAGUGGAACAGGUGAUGUAUCUAAGGAUUGUCCUGAGAAGAUCCUGUAUUCCUGGGGAGAAUUGCUAGGAAGAUGGCACAAUAACCUUGGUGCACGACCGAAAGGACUGUACCCGCUGGUGAAGAGUGGCGUCCCUGAAGCUCUGAGGGCAGAGGUAUGGCAGUUGUUAGCAGGCUGUCAUGACAACCAGGCAAUGCUGGAUAUAUACCGAGUUCUCAUCACAAAGGAUUCCGCCCAGGAGAGUGUUAUCACUCGAGACAUUCAUCGGACGUUCCCUGCACAUGAUUACUUUAAGGACACAGGAGGAGAUGGCCAGGAAUCGCUCUACAAGAUCUGCAAGGCCUAUUCUGUCUACGACGAAGACAUUGGGUACUGCCAAGGACAGUCUUUUCUUGCUGCUGUAUUGCUUCUGCAUAUGCCAGAAGAACAAGCAUUCUGUGUUUUGGUGAAAAUCAUGUAUGACUAUGGUUUACGAGAUCUCUACAAAAACAAUUUUGAAGAUCUUCAUUGCAAAUUUUAUCAGUUGGAGAGACUAUUGCAGGAGCAGCUACCGGACCUGCACAGCCAUUUUUGUGACCUUAACCUGGAGGCCCAUAUGUAUGCUUCACAGUGGUUUCUCACUCUUUUCACCGCCAAGUUCCCGCUCUGCAUGGUCUUCCACAUCAUUGACUUACUGCUCUGUGAGCGUUUGAAUAUAAUCUUUCAUGUAGCCUUGGCUCUUCUAAAGACCUCAAAGGAAGAUCUUCUGCAGGCUGAUUUUGAAGGGGCUUUAAAGUUCUUCAGAGUUCAGCUUCCAAAGAGAUACAGGGCAGAGGAAAAUGCAAGAAGAUUGAUGGAGCAGGCUUGUAAUAUUAAGGCAAAGAUCCCAGGUCUUAUGGACCUUACUUUCUUGCAUAAGGAAAUAGUAUCGACCAAGAAGCUGAAGAAGUAUGAGAAGGAAUAUCAGACAAUGCGCGAGAGUCAGCUGCAGCAGGAGGACCCCAUGGACAGAUACAAGAGGGAGAACCGGAGAUUACAGGAGGCCAGCAUGAGGCUGGAACAAGAGAAUGAUGACCUCGCCCAUGAACUUGUAACCAGCAAGAUUGCUCUGCGGAAUGACUUGGAUCAGGCAGAAGACAAGGCAGACGUGUUGAAUAAGGAGCUCCUGUUGACCAAGCAGAGGCUGGUGGAGACCGAGGAAGAGAAGAGGAAGCAGGAGGAAGAGACAGCUCAGCUAAAAGAAGUCUUCAGGAAACAGCUAGAGAAGGCAGAAUAUGAAAUAAAGAAGACUACAGCUAUCAUUGCCGAGUACAAACAGAUCUGUUCCCAGUUGAGCACCAGACUGGAGAAACAGCAAGCAGCCAGCAAGGAGGAGUUGGAGGUGGUAAAGGGUAAAAUGAUGGCCUGUAAGCACUGCAGUGACAUUUUCAGCAAGGAGGGCGCUCUGAAGCCAGCAGCCAUAAGCAGAGAGGACCAGGGGAUUGAAUCAGAUGAUGAGAAGGACUCACUUAAGAAGCAACUGAGGGAGAUGGAGCUGGAAUUGGCACAAACCAAACUGCAGCUGGUGGAGGCCAAGUGUAAAAUCCAGGAACUUGAACAUCAGAGAGGGGCCCUCAUGAAUGAAAUCCAAGCUGCGAAAAACUCUUGGUUUAGCAAAACCCUGAACUCUAUCAAAACGGCCACAGGCACCCAGCCGCUGCCACCACCACAGAGCACCCAGCCGCCCAAAGAGAGCACAUAGUUCCCGCCUCAGCCCAGCACAAGAGCACAACGAUCAAAGCAACGGAGACCCUGAGGACUCUCCUAGGGGCCCCUUUGAAGAAAGGAAGUAAAGGAGGCCAGGAAGCAAGCCUGCUCUUUCAGUGGCUCUCACUCUUUCUUGUUUGCCACUUUCAAAGGGAUAUUAUUGAAACUGACCUGGUUUAUGUUGAAUACCUGUUUUUAAGCUUCUUCUUGGAAGGCCAUGUUCAGAUCCAUCUUAGUAUUACCCACUAUUUUACAUGCCUGCUAUUUAGUUGGAAAUCAGUAAUUCAGAACUACAUGCUUUUUUUUAUUGAGAACUAACUGUUCAUAUUGUUUAUCUUACAUGAAAAUGGAGAUGUCUUUUAUUCCAAGGUUGAAGUGAUAAGACGGUAUUUGCCACACAAAAAGAAACUAAAAUCCAAAACUCUUAGCUUUCCAGGAUUUAUUCAGGUAAAGCACACUGUGGGGCUGGUCAGGACCACUGUCAGCUUCCUCCUGAAAGUGAUGUCCUGGAGAGCAGUGCCCUGUUGGAGGGAAGGACAGGCCUGGGAUUGAACAGUCCCUAAAGCAAGUUAGUUUAUUUCAUUUUAUGUUGGGUGCAUCUAGAAAGGAAGUGCCAAGAACCAUAGGAUAAGUUAGGCUGUUGAGAAGUCACACUAGAGAAAAGGAACCGAGAUUUCGAUAAACACAGGAAGAAAUAAAUCACUUUGACCCUGGUGUUCUAACAGGUCCUUUUAAGAACUCCACACAGGAAUUGCAAGGUCCUAAAUAUGAACACAGUUGUGCGUGCUGGCAAACGUCAAGUCGAAGUGGACAUUGCGAAUUGUAGCCUUAGGAAACCUUCACCAGAAAAGCCUAGAAAGAUCUAGGUUUAGCCACUGUGUUCAGAAACAGGGACAGAGAAUGUCAUUUAAUAUUGACAUGCUUGCUAAGGAAACACUAACAUACUGUAACUUUGUCAAAGUUAUGAAAUGGGGAAAUGGAUGUCAGCUUCAUAUCAUCUUAGUUUAAUCUUGGACAGUUUUUUUUAUUUCUAUAGCUCCCCAAAAAUGUGCCCUUGGUACUCCUAGAUGAGGCUGCAAAUGCAUUUGUAACAUUUUUGAUUGAAUAUGAAACCUUUAUAGAAAUACUUAUCUCAUGGAAGGGUAAAGAAAACUAUUGUUUAAAAGUUGAUGGAAGUAUUUUUUCUAUUAUAUUUAACAUGUAUAUAUCAAUAGUCCUCACAGGAAAUCCUUUGGUAAGGGCCAAGCAAAUUUUACCAUUUCCUAAGCUUUUUUGGCAGCUUUUGGUCUUUUCCACCAACCCAACUACUGUCAGUAACAUUUACUGAUACUCAUUCUUGGCUUCCUUGUUGAACAUAUUCUUUGCAAAUGAUCUUAACCUCUGUGUCGCCAGAGUGAUUCUCAUCUGUGCCAUAUGGUACAAUUAAAAAUAACACACUCCUGGAGAUAAAGAUCAAGUAACAGUCAUCUUGACCAGGAGCACACACUACAAUUUGCUUCCCUCUAAAAUGGUCAUUAAACUCUAAAAAAUGAAGUCCCUUCAUCAGUGUUUAUAGGCUUGCUACACUCAUGAAAUAAUACUUUCUUACAGCAUUUCUUUUUUGGGUCCUGACAUCUUUCAUCAUUAUAUUCAUUUCCUUUUACCAAAAAUGAAAAUAAGCCAGCAUUCCAGUGUCUAUGUUGACUUUAACAUUCCCUACAUGGUGGUUUAGAAAACCUAAUAUUUUUAUUUUUAUUUUUGUAAAAUAUAAUGGCUAGAGAAUUGCUUAUCGGUUCUUGUUUCUAUAAAUCAUUUAAUAUAAUUUGUUAGCUUUAUUGAUACUUUAUGCUUUGAUACCAAGAAGCCUUGUACAAGUUGCCUUAUCAAAUGGCCAACUAAAUUAAUGAUGUUCUUUUCUGUUUUGUGAAUCUUGUAGAUCUACUAUAUCUGUAUAGUUUUUUUAACUUCCAAAAAUUGGCACAUUCCACAGAAUGACUAAAUUGCAUGAUUUUCCUUAAAUAGGGAGAAAUAGAAUGGUUCUAGAUCCAGUCUUUUUCUGAAAACCUGGUCAAAUUUCAUUUUUUUUCUUUAAACAAAAUCACCAAGUAUAUACAUUCCAAAUGUUUAAUAAAUUAGUAUUUUGCAUUUUCUUUUUAAAGAUUAUAAUGGUAAUCUACAGAUUUUUUUUCUUUUCCAGUUCCAUAUCAUAUUUGAGUAUGUUUUGGUGCCAUAAGUUUAAACUUUUUCACUGCAAUGCCUUUGGGUCAGAAGCAAUAGUAAAGAUAGAAAGAAAAUUCAAAAUAUGGCAUAUGAUAUGAUUAUUCAAACAAUAUGUUAUAACAGCAUUAUCCCAAACUACAUGUCCUUCACCGUCUGUUGAUUAAAACUCAUGCAUCCUAGGAUUCACUGCUAGUUUUAAUUUCACUUAUUUUGAAGUGUAUUUGAGAAUUGCUUUUUUUCCUUGAUUCCUUUAGAAAGAGAUUAGCCUAAAUAUCCAGGAAAUUUUCAGAUAUUAUAGUGUGUUCUUCAUCUUUUCCUAGAACACAUUAUCUAAAACAUUCAUCCAGAACCUAACAUUUGCAACAUUCUGAAAAGAGAUUACUUCUCUUUUCAUUAAAUUCUGCAAAAUAAAUGAAGGGAAUGAACUUCAACUUGAUUAUUCAAUUCAGUAGCUUUUAUAUCUUGAAAAUCUUAUUUAACACGUAAUUUAAAGCUGAAAGAAACCAGGCUGAAUUUUGCAGUGCAUAAUUUGCUAGCUACCCACAUUCUGAACCAUGGCACAAUUUGGUUAUAUUUAGUUGCAUAUAAUUAAAUGAAACACACACACACACACACACACACACACACAGUUACCUAAUGUUCUGUAUAUGAGAGCCUUUCAGAAACUCUAUUAGGCAUACCAUACAGGCCUAUAUUAACAUACAGCCAAUACCUGUGUUCUCCUCUCCUGGCUAUUAAGUUGGCAGUUUCUUCUUCAUUGGCUUUCUUAAACUUCCAUAGUAAAUAGAAGAGCAGUCUUUGUACUGACGUUGGGAUAUUUAAUCAUAUUUGUCUUAGUUCAUUUAUUCAAAGUUUUUGUUCUUUCAUACUAUAUAUUAUUUAUUUAUUCUCUAUCUCCUACUCUAUUUUCUUAAACUACUUUCUAGUUAAGAACUACCGUAGUGGCUUCAUUUCCCAGCCAAAGUGAGUGAAACAAGAGAAUACACAAGAGAUGAGGAAUCCUUAAAAGGGUUGAUUAGGUAUUGCAGAUGAGAAUCACAUGUAACUGAGGUAAGGGGCUGUUUUCUUUUUCUUUAGCUGAAAUCACUCUCCUAUUCUGCUAAGGUGGGUAUCUGAUUUCAGGACCCCUUGAAGGGACAAAAGAGCUUUUUAAAAAAAUUAAAUACCUUGUUUUAUCUCUCUUGAAAAGGACACUUAAUAAGAUGAUUCUAUUGUAUAACUUUUAAAAACAAUACUUACAAAAGCUCUGAUUCUCUUGCUUCCGUUAUAAAUAAAUGAGAAAACGGACAAACUAUUGUUUGAAAAGUUAGACUUGUGUGUGUGAAAUUUUAUAGAGUGUCCCUGACUCUUGUAUACCCAGGUACCAUGCACCUAAAUACAUACAUAGCAAUUGAAUACCGAAGGGCUGGUAACGGCUCAAUGGCCUGUUAACUACCGGGUGUAAAGCUCUUGCCCUCGAGUUGGAGUUGCCAGGCUCAUGGUUACAUUGAACUAGAACUGCUCCGAAACAUCCUUCCUCUCUCAUAGUGGCUUCUGUACAAUAAAGGCAAAGCCCUUUACCUUAGGAAUUCCUUGUCUUUCAAAAGCUACCAAAAUGAAAACUUCAGUGGGGCUGCACCUCAAUAGGAGAUGGUCUUGAGUUGUAAUGAGAAAGUGAAUGUUUACAAGUAGGAAGUGACUCCAGUCAGCGGUCAGGAGUCCCCUUCUCAACUUCCACCUAAAAGACUACAUGUCCAGCUUAUCUCCAAUGAAUUUGUUGCCUGCUGUACAAACAUCUUCAUUGUGUCCCGUUCUCCCUACCUCCAUCCCAGGUUUACCAUCAGUGUAUUCUGAAACACUUAAGAAAAAAAGAAUCACUGAGUAGAAAAUGAACAUUUUAAGUUCCUUUUGUUUUCAUUGGCAGUAAGUUAACAUGUAAAAUCUUUUCCAUUGUAACAUAAGUAUAUAUUAUAUAUGGAAUAAAAUAUAGGAAACUGAAUUAUAAGGCUACAAAUGCAUCAAGACUCUGGUAUCAUGAAAGCACAAGAAUAAAGCUGGAGAUGGUCUCAGAAUCCAAGAUGUCCCAAUAGCCUUUUACAUCCGUUUAUUUUUGGUAUUUUGCAUAAUAUAUGGAUCCUUAAUUCAAAUGAAAGAAAAGAGUUUCUCAGUCAGCCCCACUUCCUUUCUUUCAACUCCUACUUUUCCUUUGUUGAGGAGGUAGUAGAAAUUAUAUAACAUCUAUUUUCAGGAAUAGCAUAGUUUUUGUCCGUGGUUUCUCUAAUGAAAACAGGUUCUGGGAUAAAGGAGUCCAUUGGCCCUGACAGUGCUAAUUGACCACAAAAGAAAUAUUAGUGAGCAGCCUCUCCUAUAAACACUGACCAAUUAGAUGUUUCCAUAAUUCCAUGUAUUAUGCAUAGUACACUCCAUAAAUGUAAAUGUAAUGCUUGUUAAGAAAAGUGCAAUUUAUUGUACAUUGUCCCCAAAAUGUUUACUUUUAUAAUCGUUAUGAACUUGAAUUGGACUAGUAGCUUGUUUUCAUGUGUGAAUGGAGCCUUGUGAAAUAAACAAAUGCAACCCAGAAGGUAACACAGGUGACUGUUUUUGUGAUCCAGUGAUGUUUUCAAUGCUUUGUGUUGCCCCUUUGGCCCCAUUAAGCAGUAAUAAACAUUUGUUCCCAAGUCCA
Messenger RNA from Pipistrellus kuhlii (Kuhl's pipistrelle), 8218 nucleotides. RefSeq names its product RAB GTPase activating protein 1 like (gene RABGAP1L). The record is from RefSeq and is a predicted model, not a curated record. The transcript has 27 exons. The coding region runs from base 152 to 3352 and encodes 1066 amino acids. NCBI's taxonomy places the organism in Eukaryota, Metazoa, Chordata, Mammalia, Chiroptera, Vespertilionidae.